Osmerus eperlanus (European smelt) is the source of this 2800-nucleotide messenger RNA. RefSeq names its product EF-hand and coiled-coil domain containing 1 (gene efcc1). The transcript has 8 exons. The record is from RefSeq and is a predicted model, not a curated record. Gene Ontology annotation, molecular function: calcium ion binding. Bases 133 to 2061 code for a protein of 642 amino acids. Lineage: Eukaryota; Metazoa; Chordata; Actinopteri; Osmeriformes; Osmeridae.
UCAAAGUGAGUGGUCAGAAAAAGCAGGCUUUGGCGUGGGAUGCAUCAAGUGCUAGUAGACACCCAGUUUUAUCAUCCAAACACAGUUUAAAGAAUAUCGUAGGCUACAUGCAGAGUUGAUAAACAAAUAAAUAUGGAUAAUGCCGAUACCAACGAUCCAUACAGCCGACCCGCGCGCAGGACACAAUGGAUAGUAAGUACUUUGGCUUACCAUUAUGGAUUGGAUCGAGGAGUCGAGAACGAAAUAAUAGUUUUGGCCACAGGGUUGGAUCAGUAUUUGCAGGAGAUUUUCCAUCAUAUGGACUGUCAAGGAGACGGCAAAAUUCCUGUAGAGGACUUUAAUAUUUUAUGUAAAAUCUUAGGACUGAACAAAGACUCAAAUUCGGAGGAAUGUGCUGGUAUAUUGGACAAUUUGCCAAACGAGUUUACUUUUAGACAAUUUCAUGCAAAACUAUGUGGAUACUUCAGCACUAAAGCAGGGUGCCAAUACGAUAAUGGAAGAUUACUUGUUGGGAAGGAGAGCGAGCAUAUAGAAACGCAGAUCCGUCUCAGGAGUCCUUUGAGGAGGAGAGAAAGAUUAUUUUCUGUGGGCGUCGGUGGACGAAGGGGCCGAGGGUCUUCUCCUACCUCGGAAAGACAUGCAUCGGGUUGCAAACAACUGGGGUCGUGCCCACGGGAAUGUUACGAGGAAAUAGUGGCACUUGAAGAAGCUGAAGACAGGAUAACCAAACUGGAGGAGGAAAAUGCAAGUCUCAGAGAAUUAGUUGAGGACAUGCGUGCAGCUCUUCAGAGCAGUGAUGCCCGGUCGUUGGCCUUACAGGUGGGACUUUGGAAAAGUCACUCUAAACACAAACCAGAAGCUGGCUGUUUCAUUGUCCACCAGAAACAAACUGCUCAGAAAAAAAGCACGUACGGUUGCACUAAAACCAGCAGAUAUGACAGCCAGAAGAGCCUGAAUAGUUACCUCCACGAGGUAGAGUUGAUCUGCAGCUCUCAGGAUGGCCAGAUUGAGGAGGCCAUGCUGUGUAACCAGAAACUGGUGCAGGAGCUGCGGAGCUCCAGGGAGACUGUGGCUGCCCUGGAGGACUGUAACAAGUCCUUGAAGCAGGAGCAAGUGGACAUGAGGAGAAAGGUGGAAGAGGCCAGACAGGCAGUGCUCAGUGGCCUGGGCAAGGUGAAGGAGCUGGAGGCCAAAGCAAGCCAUGUCCCAGUACUCCAGCAACAUGUUCAGCAGAUAGAGUCUGAGCUCCUCUACUACAGAUCUGAGUUGUCCAAACUACAAAUCCCAUGCAGCACCAGGGCAAGGCAGCAGGUCACGGGCAGACCAGGACAGGAAUUCUGCCUGGACUCCCAGCAUGACCGGCGGUCUCCUACAGGGCGAGCAGAGACCACACUAGACAACAUGGAGGAGCAACUGUUCCGCUCUGUGGAGGGCCAGGCGGCGUCAGACGAGGAGGAGGACAAGUGGACAGGAGAGCAACAGAGACAGGUGGACGAGGUGAAGAGGAUUCUCACCAGGCUGUCCUGCUGUGGGGACAGGUGUGAAGAUAAGGCGGUGAAGAAGCUACUGUCCCACUUUGGAGGCUCCAGAAGCGAGGAGAGCCGCAGUGCUGUGGUGGAGCUCCUGGAGAAAGUCACCAGGCUGAACAAGCAGCUGGAGCUCAAGGAAAGUCAGGCUUGCAAGGCUGAGCUCGACAUGGACCAGAUGAAGGACUCUCUGGUGCAGGAGCUGCAGCAGAAGGCCGAGGAAGCAGAGAUGCUCCAGAUGGAGCUGCAGAUGCUGGAGACGGAGAGAGUGCGACUGUCCCUUGUCGAGGAGAAACUGGUGGAUGUUCUACAGCUCCUGCAGCAGCUCAGGGACCUGAAUGUGUCCCGGAGGUCUCUUGGGAAGAUCUUGCUAAGCACUUUGGAGUCCUGUAGCGAUCCUCAACAUGGGAAAGCCCACAUACUGGAGGUUCUCAACGCUCUGUAUCAUGAGCUGGCUGCCUGUGAGAUUCUGUCUUCUGGAGCACCACAGGAACAAACUAGCCAGUCCCUGAACGCUCUGGUCAUCUCCUGUUGAUCAAGCUUGCCACCUGCUGGACAGAAUAUAACUAAGCUCAAAGGAAUCAUACUGCUUUCCAUGUUACCUAAACUAUAUUUUAACCUUUGUGGUCAUGAAACAAUGUACAUAAUGUAUUAUACACUUAGCUAGCUCUUAUUUUCCUCAAGUCUUUAUCUGUCAAAAUGGUUAGACUUAGAAGAUACAUUGUCUGUGAGCUACACAUGCACUUCAGUUAGUCAUUCAUAACUUCUUUAUGUUCUCCUUGUCAACAUAAGAUAUUUUAUGUGACUGCAUUAACAUGGUAAUCAUGUACAUUUCUUUUUACAAAAUAUAUUUCAAUAACAAUGUUAUACAUUUGCAUUAUGCAAAAUGAAAAUGUUUAACGGAAGCAAUCCAUCUUUAUUUUCUUAACCUAUUCUGGGAAGGGUGGGGGUCAGUUGCUGGAGGUUUUAACUAGGGCAUUACCUUCACAAUGGUGCUAUCCAGUCUGUCCAAUCCCACAGUCACUCAUCCACACCAGCAUGCAAGCUUAUUUUCAGUGUGUGCCAUUUGAUUGUACUCAGCGUUAAAAAGUGAACAUUAAUUCUUAAUGUAAUAUUGCUUAUAUGUUUCAAACAUAGUGAAUAUAGGCGCUUUUGACAAAUUUGCCUUACAAAGGCUCCUCUUCAAAGAUGUUGUGGGAGUAUGAUCUAUUUUCAAUCAUCUGAUGUUCUUCUGGACAAACACUCAAUCUUGAGUUUCCUUUGUGGUCAAUAAA